This is a messenger RNA of Aspergillus ibericus CBS 121593, 1536 nucleotides long. Its product is annotated as fungal specific transcription factor domain-containing protein. Gene Ontology annotation, molecular function: zinc ion binding; DNA binding. Lineage: Eukaryota; Fungi; Ascomycota; Eurotiomycetes; Eurotiales; Aspergillaceae. Gene Ontology annotation, cellular component: nucleus. Bases 378 to 1169 code for a protein of 263 amino acids. Gene Ontology annotation, biological process: DNA-templated transcription. The record is from RefSeq and is a predicted model, not a curated record. The transcript is spliced from 3 exons.
CUUGCCACGACUCCAGUUCCUCUCACAAUGGAUCUCGAAUCCGUGCAUGCUGCCGCUGACUCUCUGCAGGCCUCAAUUCCCUGUUCGUCCUGCAGGUCACGCAAGCAGAAGUGUGACAGAUCGUGGCCCAUUUGCUCGCGUUGUCAGCGGUGCGUCCACUGAGCCCAGCCCCUGGAGACUAUGGUAACAAAUUCAACAGGCUGCUACUAAAAUGUCAUUACUCUACCCCUAAUCCAUCCCCUCCCUUAUCAGACUCGACAGACACGAGUUCUGGUCGGUCACUAGUGCUGCCUAAUAAUCCCGAGCAAGCACUCGCCCAGGAAUUUCGCCUCCUCCACGAGACAGACUCAUUUCACUUCGCCCAGUUGACAAACCUGAUGAAUAAGCAUAAACAGCAGCUAGUGGACAUGGCUGAGAUAUUUCUCUCCUCUUGUCAAAGGUGGGUAGCGAUCCUCCACAAAGCCACUGUCAGAGAGCGCUACCGCAAUCUACAGGUGCAUGGGUCUCGGGAUUUCUUCCUUCUGCUACUCGCCAUGGGCAUGAUAACGCGGCCUCUAAUGAGCGGGAACAAACCUGACUUCCUGCGUGAGUCCAUGUAUGAAGCGGUGAAGCAGCUGUUUUGGGACAAGGACUCUGUCGCCCGUCCCUCAGUGACUCUGAUCCAAACAGGGGUACUACUAUCAGUGUACGAGUACGGACACGGGCUCCUGAAUCCUUCUUAUGUGACUAUCAGUGUCUGCUCUAGCAUGGCACAAGUCAUUGGACUGUGUAGUCCUCUGCAAGCCCCUUCUCUUCCGCGUCUGGGCAGCCCAUCGUCUCAGGAUGAGGUGCUGCAUACCUGGUGGGGCAUUGUCAUCCAUGAGCGUAUGAUCAGCCUCAAGAGUCACCUGCCGAUCCGACACCUGCAUAUGCAGGAUCCAAAAGUAAUGGACAAUAAAUUACUUGAAGCGGAGCUCCACACGAUUAUGCCAAAGCUCGCGAUUGAUAGCCACUAUGCAGCUUUUUACCUACCGGCUAGAGCUGCUAUUUGGUCAGAUUGUGUUCUUGAAAUAGUUCAAAGCCCUAUCGUAUCUUCCGAGGAAAGCCGUUUACGAUUUCGAAUUGUAGAUCGAGGUCUGGUCCAUUUCCUAAGGAUCCUAGUACAGUUGGAAAAUGAGGACAUGCUGUGAGGCGAUUGCCAUCAGUCUGAAGUUAGUAAUCCCAUCUUCCGGUCGGACCACCUUUACUGACCAGGAAAGAAAUGGAUCAUCACAGGCCAUCAAAACAAUUCUUACCCUUCUCGCAGACAUAGCCUCUGAUAACGUGUAUUCUCACAAGGGCAUGAGUGAGCUAAACGACGAGAUGAUUGAGGUUUUCCCAUACACGAUCACCAUGAUCUACCAGCUUCUACUCGAGAUGCGAGACUAUCUGCCACCACCAGAUUACCCGAGUUCAGCAGAGUCGCCUCAGCCACUUGAUGCUCUGCAGAGUGAGAUGAAGAUGAUGAAGUAUGUAUUGGAGAGGCAGAGUGUGCGGUGGGAGAUUUCGCGUACGUAU